ACAGAUACAAACACACGGGCCAUGCGUUUCGUGGCGCAAGCGGGCGCAACCCGCUUCAACGAAUUCAGGUCUGAGAACUGAGAUAAACUAUAACAAGUAAAAUUCGGAAGAACUUGAGCCUUGCUAAAAGUUGGGCUCUUAUGGUUCCCCUCACAAGGGGGCCCUCGGUUUAUACCAAUAUUUUGAUGAAAAGCCGUCAUGUCCCCGAUUUUACGGCUCCGGAAGUGAUUAUGUACAUACUCGGGUACUCGGGCAAGUCGGUCUAGACGGAAGCUUAGCGGGGCUCUGAAAGUGCACGGACCAAUUCAGCUUCAGCUGCGUUUUAGCAACUUUCAAAAAAGAUCGCCAUUAUCAAAGGUUUUACAAUAAUUCCUUCUGUCUACCCUCAGCGCGCUAAAGCCACGCUCUAACUUUUCGCCAUGAGUAGGGAUAAUGUGCCGUCAGUCGGUACUCUCGACAGGCCCGAGGCCCUCAAAGACUUACUGAAACAGGAUCGGGGCGAAGAUUGCCUCCCGUGCAGAGUUGUAGGAGGCGGUGCGUUUAUCGGCCUAGCGGCUUAUAGCUACUUUUCCGGCCAGCGAGAACUCGAGAAGAACCGCGCGCAGAUCAUAGCGAGGAAAUCGAUGUUCGGCAUGCGCAGUCGGAGAUUCGGUAUCGCGGCUACGUCGUUGGGGUUGGCUUGGCUGGGCAUCUGGAGGUUGUUCUUAUAGGGGAGGGGGUAAUGAUGAUGGGUUAAGAUGUUGUGUGUAGUCCGCGGGACGCAGGAUACCGGGACGAAAACCGAACCACUCCACUCUUAUACAACACGACUUCGCGACGGGAGCCCGGCGCAGCGACCUUGUUGUUUGCGCUAGGCCUAUGGCCUACUACUAGAAAGAUCGCGCUCUAGGAUUAUGAGGUCGAGCCGAUGUAGUGUUAUUGGAAGGGGGAUGUCAAUGACAGUCUGUUGCACGAUGCGAGUCCCGGCAUGAUCUUGGACGGGAGAAUCAUCAUAGAUAAGAUUCCCCCGCUCGCCGUAUUAUGGAAAUGCGGGCUGUGUCAUAGGUAUGGAUUCUAUAUUAGAGGACUUGUCGCAUACGAGUUGACUCGUCAUUGGAAUCUAAUACUUUUAGACAACUCAAGUUGGUAGUUUCGCAAAUCUGAUAACUAGCUAGUAAAAUAUCAUAUAUCGCUAUAAGCUAACUGUACAUAGCGGCUAGUUACCUCCUAAUCAAUCUUAAUUAUAUUAGAUUCUCGCAGUCUCUCGUUACACGCGCUCCUCGAAAUACCUUCUGU
Molecule: messenger RNA, 1275 nt
Organism: Daldinia loculata
Lineage: Eukaryota; Fungi; Ascomycota; Sordariomycetes; Xylariales; Hypoxylaceae
Exons: 2
Coding region: 420-710 (96 amino acids)
Source: RefSeq, a predicted model, not a curated record